AUGCUUGCUCGGCCUGAACAGCAGCAGAACCCGGGGCUCGACAAGAAUGGACGGCCUCUUCGUGGGAAAGCGGCGCCCCCGUACGUUGAUGAGGGAGUGAUUAUUGGCCGCUUCAAGUUCGCGAAGAUGAUCGGCGGCGGCGGAUUUGGGCAAAUCUACCGGGUCGUCAACAUUGAUAACGGGCAACUGGUGGCCGCCGGAAAAGUCGAACCCCAGGGCCAAGACCAGGGCCGAAUGAUCCUCGAGUGCCAGGUGCUCGUCCUGAUGCGCGGCACCCCGCACUUUCCCACUAUGUACUGCUCCGGCGAGUACGGGCGCUACAACUUCAUCGUGAUGGAGCUGCUCGGGCGCAACCUGGCCGACAUCCGCAAGAAGCAGCGCACCCGCCGCAUGAGCGUCCCCACCACCUUCAAGCUGGGCAUCCAGCUCGCCGAUGCGUUCCAGUCGCUCCACCAGAAGGGCUUUGUGCAUAGGGAUGUGAAGCCGUCGAACAUGUGCCUGGGCCACGGCUCCAAGGUCAACACCUGCUUCCUCGUCGACUUUGGCAUGGCGCGCAAAUUUAUUGGACCGGAUGGGCGUAUCAGGCGAGCCCGCAGCUACGCGGCGUUCCGCGGUACGAUGCGCUACGUCUCGAUCCGGGUGCACGAGCGUCAUGAGCAGACACCGGCCGACGACUUCAUGUCGUUGUACUACACGCUGCUGGAGUUGGGCGAGGGCGCCCUCCCCUGGCGUCUCCUCACCGACCACGACGAGAUUUUGGCCCAGAAGCUGCGUUACGACUUUCCCAAGCUUAUCGCGUACACCCCUCCGAAAAUGGGCGACUUCUACAAGCACAUCAAUGAGCUCGCCUACGACCAAAUGCCCAACUACGACCUCAUCAGGCAGAUCUUCAAGAACUGCAUGCCCCCGGGCACCAACGUCUCCGAGCCGUUCGACUUUGACCAGGAAGCCGUCGCGAUGAGCUACUACGGC
Messenger RNA from Mesorhabditis spiculigera, 972 nucleotides. The record is from the annotation of a GenBank genome assembly. Lineage: Eukaryota; Metazoa; Nematoda; Chromadorea; Rhabditida; Rhabditidae.